AUGGCCCCCAGGAAGUCUACGCAGAAAACGGAUCCUCCUCCAUGGACCCCGGUGCGAACCAGCCGUACCAAGCAACGUACUACGCCUUAUAGUUCCGGCAAGCGGGGCGCCAAAAAGGACAACGAGCCAAAGCCCAAUGAAGCAAAUCCCAAAGCUCAACUCCGUGCCCUCUAUCAGAAUCUGAAGAUGGAGAAGGAUCUCCAGGGCCUGGCUGACAUGCUCGAGUCUGCUGGAAAGAACGCCAAUGAGGUGACCGAACAGUGUAAGGCAUUUUACCAAUCUCAAUUAGACAUGGAAGAAGCACUCCCGAGCGACAUGCCAGAUCCCAAGAAGGCGACAGGCCAUCUCAUGGUGAUGAAAGACCAACUGAAGAUGGGAGUGGAGGCCUCGGCCAGCCUGAAAAACAAGAUUGAACAAUGCCUCGAAGCGACAAGCAACGCCAGCAUCACUCUGAAAGCCGAGAAGGAGGUUCAGCUCAUGAAAACCAAUGCUCAACGUGCUGAGAAGAACACCAAGGAUGUCAAUGACCGGGUCAGGCUGUUUUGUGGAAUGAAACCUGGUGGCCAGACUCGGCCCAAGAAAAUGGACUCUGACGUGGUUCCUCAACUUAAGGAGGUAAUUGGCCAAAUCAAGAAAGCGGAAAAGGCCCGUAGCAACCUGCAGAAGGUCAUGGCUGACUCUCAGCCCGAGUCCAUGGAUAAUCUGGAUAUCCCGUAUGCUGAGAUGGAGGUUGAUCGAGGUGAAAUGCUACGUUGA
Penicillium soppii is the source of this 756-nucleotide messenger RNA. RefSeq lists its product as uncharacterized. The transcript has a single exon. NCBI's taxonomy places the organism in Eukaryota, Fungi, Ascomycota, Eurotiomycetes, Eurotiales, Aspergillaceae. The record is from RefSeq and is a predicted model, not a curated record. The coding region runs from base 1 to 756 and encodes 251 amino acids.